CGGUCCUUUUUUUAUUUCGCAAUUCCGAGCCCUAAUUUAUCAUCUUCUCUCAACGUUUAAUCACUACCACCAUCAUAUCAGAAUUCUCACCGUCUGCCCGCCACCAGCCACCAUCCGCCACCGUCGACCACCAUCCGCCACCAGCCGACCACCACCUCAUCAUCACCGUCUCCAUUCACCUUCAAUCUCCUGCUUUCUACAGCAAAAGGUCUCCACCACCGGAGUUCAGUUGCUGCUAAACUCCAAAGAAACAAAAGAGCAAAUUUGAAGUAUUAACAAGACAUGGGAGGAGGAAGGAAGAAUCUUAAGAGGGCAGUCGAGUCUGAAAUGGCGACUCUUCAACAAGGUCAAAGCAUAAUGCAGGUUGUCGAACUGAGGGGUUCUAAUCAUAUCGAGGUAAUGGACUCGAAAGGAGAUAAAUUUAUAGCAUUGUUUCCAGCGAAAUUCCACAAAAGCAUGUGGAUUAAAAAAGGGAACUUUGUAGUAGUCGAUGAAAGUGGGAGAGAAGAGGCGGAAGAAUCUGGUAGGAAGGUGGCAGGCUUUGUUAGGCAAGUGCUUUACCACGAGCAAAUUCGUCUGCUUCAGAAAUCGUUAGAAUGGCCGGAGAUUUUUAAAUCCAUCUCCCAAGAAAACCCGAAGGAAGCUUUAGAGUGCUGUACUUCCCAAAAAGAUGAUGAAGAUUCUAGCGAUGACGAUGGACUUCCACCUUUGGAAGCAAAUACAAAUAGAGUAAAUCCUCUCAAGUUGUAUGUAGAGUCCGAGUCGGAUUCUGACGAUGAUAAUUGUUCUUAGUUCAUGCAUUCUGAUAACAGUUUUGUAUCCAACAGAUGUGAUCACUUACACAUUACGUUUCUUAUUUUUGACCGGAUUUCUGGGGUAUGUUUAUGUAUGAGAUUUGAGCAUUUUAUCGAUACCUAUUGCUACUACAAGUGAUAUGGAUAGUUCAUGGAACUAAUUAUAUUUGCAGA
Messenger RNA from Erythranthe guttata (spotted monkey flower), 968 nucleotides. RefSeq names its product Nucleic acid-binding, OB-fold-like protein. Gene Ontology annotation, cellular component: nucleus. Gene Ontology annotation, molecular function: RNA binding; translation initiation factor activity. The record is from RefSeq and is a predicted model, not a curated record. Gene Ontology annotation, biological process: translational initiation. NCBI's taxonomy places the organism in Eukaryota, Viridiplantae, Streptophyta, Magnoliopsida, Lamiales, Phrymaceae.